GAUUAUGAUGAUGAUAAAAGGUGCGAUGCUAAUAUGGAUCGUGCUCCUCGUUCUACCGGAGUCUCUUCUCGCAGUAGAAGAGGUUGUAGCAGUAGAAGAAACGGUUGUAGCAGUCGAAGGAGAGGUUGUAGAAGGAGAGGUUGUAAAAGAAAAAAUGGAUGCUACCGAGUUUACCCACCACGGGACAUAUAACUACACGUAUACACUGCCUGCUAAAACGGAAGCAAAGACUGAUGCACCUGAUGGUGGAAAGAUCAUAGACGAGAAGAAAGGCUCUGAAGGACCGACUAAAGUUGUAACGUGGGAUUACACUGAAGAACUUGAACCCAUCACUGAGAAAACUAUAGUUAUAACCUGCCCGGACAGCCAUAUUAAAUGCGGAGACGGUCUAUGUGUGAGUAAGAGGCUGCAGUGUGAUGGAACUAAGGAUUGCAGCGACGGAUCUGACGAGAUACCGGAAUUUUGCCUAGGGUAUACCUGUCCCGGGAAUGAUAUCAAAUGCGGGGACGGUCUACAAUGUAUAGAUCCGUGGCAAAAUUGCAACGACAAAGUGGACUGUCUUGAUGGGUCCGAUGAAUCCGAAGAAAUUUGUUCAGUAAGUUCAUGCGAAGAUCAAGAGAGUGAGAUUUUAUGCGGCGAUGGUCAGCAAUGUAUACUCAACCUGAAGCUCUGCGACGGCAAGGCACAGUGUGAAGAUGGCUCUGACGAAUCGGACGAAUUUUGUUGGGUGUGGGAUGGUCCCUGUCACAAAGGCUCACUAAAAUGUGCCGAUGGUAGACAGUGUAUUACAGCCAGUGGCAUGUGUGACGGAGUGAGACACUGCAAAGAUGGGUCGGACGAAAUCCCGGAAUUUUGCCAAAGUUUCACUUGUCCGGGUUAUCAAACUAAGUGUGGGGACGGCACCAAGUGUAACGCUAAUUGGCGAUUAUGUGAUGGCAAGAGUGACUGCGAUGAUGGUUCUGAUGAGGAACCGGGAUUCUGUGCGGGAUAUGAAUGUCUAGAUAAAAAAGAGAAAUGUGAUGACGGUCUACAAUGUAUUGCUUCAAACAGAGUGUGUGAUGAUAAGGCACAAUGUCAUGAUAAAUCGGACGAGUCCGCGGAGAAAUGUGGAGAUCCGGAUGGAGAAGUUGUUGUUGAGGUCAAAGUAACUAAAAAGAAGCGAAAGGGAAAAGGAAAAGGAAAAAAAGUCAUCCGGACAGGAAAAGAUAAACCCGAUGAAGAAGGUGAUAAAGAAGGUGGUGGUAAGAGACGGUACAGAGGCCUAGGAAGAAUCAGAAAGAAGAAGAUUGGUCCUAAUAAUGAGAUUAUAACUGAAAGUGCAACUAUAACCACUUCGUUCAUCACGGUCGUAUCUACCGAAGGACCUAAAGUAACAGAACCAUAUCCGACCUGUGACUGCUGGACUCCUGAGUGUGGCUACUGCUCUAACAUGGACUGUACAGUAAAGCAGGAUCUAAUCAACUCUCAAUCAGGGGUCGAAGUACACUCUCACAUCAAACGGAAGACGUUCAGUACCAUUGUACUGUAUGAAGAGGACGGAAAAGUUGUCGGCAGACUCCAGUGGAGUCUCUCCGGAAUCUACCUCACCGGGUGCAUCGCCUGCCAAACACCUCCAGCUUUAAAGAAAGCUACAGCCAAAGGCGGACAUACUGUAUGGUCAUUGUCCCUGAAAAACGGAUUUCUGCGAAUCAAGAUCGACGGAGAAGUCUUGUACAAACAAGAUCUCCGAGGAGAAUGCGCUGAUAUAUACGGUAAAAUAAAAAGAUUUGCCUUCUCGGACAUGAGUUGUGAGAAUUCUUUCUCUUUUGAUCCAGCGGAGAUGGAGCUUGGAGAGGGAAUAACGUCUGACUGCGGAGGGAAAUGUUCGCGGUAGCUGAUACGGACAAUAAACUGUUCUGAGUUUGAGUUUGGAUUGUUUGAACAUGUAGCUAUAAGGUGGAUAAGGCGGUAAGGCGUGUUAUUGUUGGAACCUUGUAUAAUUAGUCAAUGCAUGGGGAUUUGAGUUUGUUUACUUGUUCAGACAUGAUUCACAAACCCGAAUACUAGUGAGCAGGUGAACCUGAUUUUAUCUGACACGUGCCAGCUUUUAAACAAUAAGAUAUCAGUGUUGACCUAUCAAAACCACUGUCACGUGUCAAAACAAAUAUGGUUCACUUCCUUAUUAGAAUUCCAAUCUAUUAAUACAUUUAAAAAGUAAACAAUUUGCAAGAAUAAUUAAAUACUAAGAAUUACAUUAAAUAUUAAUACUGUUAUCAUACUGAUAAAACUGCAACCUAAAAUUAACUUGUAUACAUUUUAACAAAAUGUACUUUCAUCACGUGAUCCUACAGUUAUACAUUAUACAUUAUACACUUACAGUUAUACUUUUCGAUUUAUUAGUUCUGAUUUUUCAUU
Bolinopsis microptera is the source of this 2394-nucleotide messenger RNA. Its product is annotated as low-density lipoprotein receptor-related protein 4-like. Lineage: Eukaryota; Metazoa; Ctenophora; Tentaculata; Lobata; Bolinopsidae. Bases 5 to 1873 code for a protein of 622 amino acids. Gene Ontology annotation, cellular component: plasma membrane. Gene Ontology annotation, molecular function: protein binding. The record is from RefSeq and is a predicted model, not a curated record. The transcript is spliced from 14 exons.